AAAAAGAAUAGAAUGCAAAGAAAUGAAUGAGUUCAUACUAGCUCGUGAAAAAGAUAUUGGAUAUUGAUACUAGCUCGCGACAUAGAAAUUGUCUAUUGAGUACUAGAGGUCACCUAGUUUUCGAAUCUCGUUGUCCGUUGGUUUAUGUCUGAAGAUAUGUCACAAAACACGACGGCUAUUAUUGCUGUUGUUGCUUCAGUAACAGCAGUUGUUGCUGUGUCAGGUGUUGUAUUAGGAUUAAUACUCAAACCUAAAAAGCCGAAGAAAACCCUUGUGGAUAAUGAUACAAAAAUUCCUUUACGAGUAGUGGAUAGAAGUUUUGUCACUCAUGAUACAAUCCGCCUAAAACUAGGUCUUCCUUCAGCUGACCAUGUUCUUGGAUUACCAGUUGGUAAUCAUAUAUACUUCACUGCAAAAAUUGAUGGUAACGUAGUCGUCCGACCUUACACCCCAAUUACAUUAGAUGCUCAAAAAGGAUAUGUUGACUUCGUCAUAAAAGUUUAUAAAGGAAAUGUUAAAUUUCCCAAAGGUGGAGUUAUGUCACAAUAUGUGGCCAAUCUUCCUAUCAAUGGAUUUAUUGAUGUUCGUGGUCCAGCUGGAAAAUUAGAAUACAAAGGAUGCGGUUUAUUCCAUAUUAAAUCGGAUUUACGUAGUCCACCAAAUCCUGUCAAAGUGAAACGUGUCAAUAUGAUUUGUGGUGGAUCUGGUAUUACACCAAUGUUUCAAUUAUUAUCCCACAUACUACAAUCUAAAAAUGAUACAACACAAAUUGCAAUGAUUUUUGCUAAUCUGACUGAAAAAGAUAUCAUUUUACGUGAUGAAUUAGAAAGCUUCAGAGAUAAAUAUCCUAAUCAUUUUCGUCUUUGGUAUACAGUGAAUGAAGCACCUGAACGUUGGACCUAUAGUACUGGUCAUGUAAAUGAACAAAUGUUACAAGAACAUAUUUAUCCAUCGAAAGAGGAUACACUCACGCUGAUUUGUGGUCCACCACCAUUUAUUGAAUUUGCUUGUCUACCAUCAUUGGCUAAAUUAAAUUAUCCGAAAAAUUUGAUUCAUGUCUUUUAAGAGGGGUUGGAGGUUCAGUCAAUCAAUCAGUCAAUUAAUCAAUCAAUCAGUGUAACACUUUGCAUUGAUCUUGCUGUUUGCUUACAACAUAACAUGAUACUUGCUGUAUUUUGUGUGUGAAUGUGUGUGUGUGUAGUUUUAUAAUUUGCAUGCUUAGAGGUGAUGGGUUGGGGUGAUGUGGUGUAGAGAAAGUGUACUACACACAUUUUAAACUCUCUCUCUCCUUUUUUUCUUAAUCAUCAUAUAUGUUCAUUUUCAACUUAAAAAUGAACACAUGAACCAACCACCAAACAACAUUAUCGUGAUAUUUACAAUCUUAAUUACACAUACAUAAAUCAAUGAUCAAGAAAAAAUUAUUUUAUUAAUACACUGUCAUAUUUUUAUUAAUUUCAUUGACAUUCAUCAUGGUUUGCAUUCUGUGACAAUUAUAUACUCACCCGCCCCCCCCCCUCGCUUAGCGUCUUCUUCUCCGUCUUGUUUUCAUAUAGAUAGAUAUAUAUCUUUCUAAAAAAUCAAUAAUUGUGCUAGAAUAUAAUUGGUUUUUUUACACAUUUGAAAUCAA
This is a messenger RNA of Schistosoma turkestanicum, 1627 nucleotides long. Lineage: Eukaryota; Metazoa; Platyhelminthes; Trematoda; Strigeidida; Schistosomatidae. The record is from the annotation of a GenBank genome assembly.